AUGCUGAAUGUUGGCGUCAUCAAGUCGUCUGGCAUCCUGUUCGUUGCCUUCCAAGAACGCUUCCAGUCUACGUCAGCGACGACGUCACUCUUGUCCACCGUUCAAAACUUCACAUACAGCAUAUUUGCCACGCUUGUGAUGUUGCUGGGUGUCAAAUUGGCCAGCUGCCGGACCCUGGUGGCGAUUGGGGCGCUGGUGAAUUCUGCAGCCUUCGUCAUGUCCUCGCUGGUCGGCAAUAUUUCCCUGCUCAUGUUCUCCUACGGUAUCCUUAAUGGAGUCGGCAAUUCAUUCUCCAUCGCCACAUCGCUGACGAUGGUCAGCCUGUAUUUCAAUAAACGUCGUGGGCUGGCCAACAGCCUGGCAAUCUGCGGGGGUUCCGUCGGCGGUCUGGUGUUUGCGCCUCUCCAGACCGCCAUGUUAGAACACCUCGGCUACAACGGUUGUCUACUAAUCAUGGCGGCGCUCCUUUUGAAUGGAUGCGUGAGCGCCGCGCUCUUCCGGCCAACGACGUUCUAUACGAGUCGAUCUCGCCGCUGCGGCAUCAGCGGUGGUGACAGUAAAGAGACGCGAGUGUUGAUAGCGUCCGAUGAGCGCCAGACUGGGGAUAAUGCAAUGGCAACGUUAAAAAAUGUAAAGAAUGAGACGAGGGGAGAUCGGAUCGAGCAUGAAGGCCUACAGCCAAAAACAACGGGGCCGAGCAUAUGCAGGACUGCGGAUCAACAGUUGGAAAUCCAUCCCAAAUUUGGUGAGAACACGGCAUUAGGGAUGAAUGGCGAUUCUCCACUGAUUCAAGAGUACUUCUAUCGAGAAAGAAGCUAUAGCGAUUCUGGAAAGGAGAACUUCCGCAAACAAAACGAUGACAUAGGUUCAAGAAAUAUUGACGUGGUUUCGUCAAAUGACACUCAAACUGAUAAGAGCAGCUCUCGUAGCUUUGAACUAGAUGCAAGCAACAAUAUGAUACAUAGUUUAAAAGAUCUCGUCACUAGUGUUAAUUCAUCGUCGGCGUCCAUUUUUGCAAACGCAGACCAUAUAUCCGGUUCAGCACUAAAUCUUUCCUACGGCCCGUUACGUAUACAGUCGAUUCAGGAGCUGAACGUUUCCCCUGAAAAUGAGUCUCCUAAAGCAUCUCGUUGCUUAGCCUUUAUAAAGACAUUAACAAUAAUGUUCGACGUAAAAACCAUAAAAAUGCCGAUAUGCAUCGCUUUUCAACUAUCUGCAAUGCUGCAAUGCCCGUCUUCAAUGCUCAGUACUAUCUACAUAGCGCCGUACGCUAAAGAAAACGGACUGGACACGAGCGACUUGGCUCUGUUGGUUACUGUCUUCAAUUCAGUGGAUCUCGUAGCGCGAAUAGCCACCGCGUUCAUCUCUGACAGCAAGUUCGCGCGGCGGUCUACCAUGGUUGCGGCGUCAGCUAUGGUUAUUGCCCUGGCGUCUCAUAUGUUGCGUUGGUUUCGCUCGUUCAGCGCUUUGAUGGCGUUUGCGGUGUUACUGGGACUAGUUAAUGGCGUGUACUUCUCGCUCUACGCUGUGAUCAUCGUGGACUACAUGUCAGUAGAGCGACUCAAGAGUGUCCUCGGCAUUAAUGCGCUCGUACAUGGAUCAUCCGUAGCACUCACGUUUUAUUUAGUAGGUCUGCUGCGUGACUUCACCGGUUCCUACGUGUAUUCCUAUCACUUGCUGGGAACCAUGUCGCUGCUAGGUGGUGUUAUCAUGUUCUGUCUACAGUUCAUAGGUGAGAACCAGGGUGCCAUUGAUACGACCCCGAAGCGAAAAAGCCAUCUUGACAGCUAA
Messenger RNA from Dreissena polymorpha, 1791 nucleotides. RefSeq lists its product as uncharacterized. The coding region runs from base 1 to 1791 and encodes 596 amino acids. The transcript has 4 exons. Lineage: Eukaryota; Metazoa; Mollusca; Bivalvia; Myida; Dreissenidae. Gene Ontology annotation, biological process: monocarboxylic acid transport; transmembrane transport. Gene Ontology annotation, molecular function: monocarboxylic acid transmembrane transporter activity. The record is from RefSeq and is a predicted model, not a curated record.